Messenger RNA from Miniopterus natalensis, 2369 nucleotides. RefSeq names its product ring finger protein 26 (gene RNF26). Gene Ontology annotation, biological process: protein ubiquitination; ubiquitin-dependent protein catabolic process. NCBI's taxonomy places the organism in Eukaryota, Metazoa, Chordata, Mammalia, Chiroptera, Miniopteridae. Gene Ontology annotation, molecular function: ubiquitin protein ligase activity. The record is from RefSeq and is a predicted model, not a curated record.
CUCACCUCUAACCCGCUUCUUUCUCAGAUUCUUGAUUCUCUCCCUGAGGCGGAGACGUCGCGCUUCCCCCCCAAAUUACCCCCCGACCUCCCCCAGUAUCGGCGACCUCCCGCCCCUCGGCCGGAGCCGGACUCGGACUGACUCCGCGGCGCGUCAUGGAGGCCGUGUACCUGGUGGUGAACGGGGUGGGCCUGGCGCUGGACGUGCUGACCCUGGUGCUGGACCUGAACUUCCUGCUGGUGUCCUCGCUCCUGGCCUCCCUGGCCUGGCUCCUAGCCUUCGUCUACAACCUGCCACACACCGUACUGACCAGCCUUCUGCACUUGGGCCGCGGAGUCCUGCUUUCGCUGCUGGCCGUGAUCGAAGCCUUGGUCCGGUUCACUUCUGGGGGCUUUCAGGCCCUGUGUACGCUGCUGUGCAGCUGCUGCUCUGGCCUGGAGAGCCUGAAGCUCCUGGGGCACCUAGCCUCUCACGGGGCAUUGAGGAGCCGGGAUAUACUGCACCGAGGCAUCCUCAAUGUGCUCUCUAGUGGCCAUGCUUUGCUGCGCCAGGUCUGUGACAUCUGUGCCAUUGCCAUGAGCCUGGUGGCCUACGUGAUCAACAGCCUGGUCAACAUCUGCCUCAUUGGCACUCAGAACCUCUUCUCCCUGUUGCUGGCCCUGUGGGAUGCAGUGAUAGGGCCACUGUGGAGGGUGACUGACGUUAUGGCUACCUUCCUAGCUCACAUUUCCAGCAGUGCUGUGGCCAUGGCCAUCCUCCUCUGGACCCCCUGCCAACUAGCAAUGGAGCUCCUGGCCUCAGCUGCCCACCUCUUGGCCAGCUUUGUGCUUGUCAAUAUCACUGGCCUGGUGCUGUUGGCUUGCAUGCUGGCAGUGACAGUGACUGUGUUGCACCCUGACCUCACUAUGAGGCUGGCCACCGGGGCACUAAAUCACCUCCACGCCUGGCCAUCCUACCACAGGCUUCGAGAGGAUGUUGUGCGGCUGUCUCGCCUAGCACUGGGCUUGGAGGCUUGGCGCCGAGUCUGGAGCCGCAGCCUACAGCUGGCAAGUUGGCCGAACCGGGGAGGGGCACCUGGGGCUCCCCAUGGUGGCCCUAGAAGGGUGCCCUCAGCCAGGACUGCACAGCAGGACACUCUUCCUGAAGCAGGGCCCAGAUCAGAGGCAGAAGAGGAAGUCAGAAUGGCCAGAGUGACUGCUGCCUCGGGCAGGGAGAGGCUCAAUGAGGAGGAGCCCAUACCUGGGCAAGACCCAUGGAAGUUGCUGAAGGAGCAAGAGGAGCGGAAGAAGUGUGUCAUCUGCCAGGACCAGAGCAAGACAGUGCUGCUUCUGCCCUGUCGGCACCUGUGCUUAUGUCAGGCCUGCACUGAAAUCCUGAUGCGCCACCCAGUCUACCACCGCAACUGCCCACUCUGUCGCCGGGGCAUUCUGCAGACCCUCAAUGUCUACCUCUGAAAACUCCCUCCCUCCCUGCCCCUCCUCCAGCUUCAUGCUCAACACAGCUGCCUGUGCUAGGACAGUGUUAACACCUGAUCUCUGGGUCCUGGCCUGAAUCACCUUCUGCCCCCAUGGCUAUCAUGCCAGGCCUUCAAGCCAUAAGUCCAGGACAUUGAGAUGGGAUACUCUGGAAGACUGCGACCUGGGUGGGGGCAGGAUAACAGCUUCUCUUUACUCGGUGGGUCCCUGCAAUGCUGAGGAUGGUGUGUCACUAUGCCAGGCCCUGGGACUGUUUGCUGUGGACUCCCCUCCAGCUUGCUCACCCAGAUGCCAGCUUCUGGGGCUCCCCCCUCUCUGCUUUUGUUUUUUGUAGGGGACUUGCAAGUCCUCUCCCUGCCCCCUCCCCAGUCCCUCCCCAGCUUCUGCAGCCACAACACAUCAGUGUUAUUUGGGUAUUUUUUCAAAUUAAGGGCCUUGGAAUGAUCUUGAACCUUUGCUUUCAGCCAGAGCUCCUGUGCCUGGUAGGUUUUGGGGGUAGUAUCUCUCAGAUCCCUUAGAGCUACCACUUUUGCCUGUCAUGCUCUUAUAAAGCUCUCUCCCAACCUGAUCCAACAGCUGGGGUCAGGAAUUUAUCUCUUGGGGGGGGGUGGGGUAUCUGCACCCGGCUUUGGGACCAUGAACCCCCGCACCCCAGCUCCACUGGGAGCCUCAGGAGAGAUAAUCAGAUUUCUAUUCAUAUUCCUUUCACUCCCCACAUCACAGAGAAAAAUGGCAUUCCCCUUCUGUUUGUCUCUCCCUAGCAUUGGGGAGGGCAGACUGCACAUUUCACUAGGGUCCAAAUACAGUAGGGGCCAGGGCCUAGGGGCAUGCUGUUCCCUGGGGGAUCUUGUGGCCCAGUUUCCAGUGAAUAAAAUUUUGUUGAGAACCCUGACA